UUUCAGAGCCUAGUUCCCAGCCUGCAACUCCAGUUUCCUCGUUCGAAUGUCGGCGAAGCAAGACCUGGCCCCGGCGCCAGCGACAGUUUCACAUGCUGAUACAGGACUACAACCCCUGCCUCCACAACAUCAAACUCAUCCGCCCAAUUAUCACCAGGGCCCAAUCAUAUACCAGCAAUCAUAUGCACCAGUUGCUCAUUAUCAACAGGGACCACAAGUAUGGAAUCAGCCCCCGCAGAGCACAGUUCACUAUGUUCAAUAUGCACCACCUAUAGAUGCCAGCAGCUACCAAGAGAACAAAGUUCAAAGUUAUAAUCACUAUGGAACAGUUCAUUAUGCACAGCCGAUGGACAACGGGGACAUGUUGAUGCGACCGCAACAAGCAACUUAUGUCCCUCAGCAAUAUGUAACUACUCCACAAUGGUAUCCUGCUGGACAGCAAACCCAAACACAAUUUAUUCCUUCUUAUGCCACAACUUUCAAUGUUGCAAAUGAUCCCACCUAUCAUCCUAAUCAUCCGAUGAAUCGAGGAGGCGCUGGACGUCGGGAUGAUUAUCAUGUGGCGAAUCAGUCUUCGUCUGUCGGAUACAUGCAAUUUGUGCCUUUUGUCGCCCCGAUUGGUGUCAUGGAAACCCAGGCACAUGCUUCAGCGUCCUAUACAGCAAACUGGGUGAGCUCGACUUCUAGCAUUCCACCGGAAAUGAAAGAUGAGCCGGAGAGCGACAAUAUUUCUCAAUACGAUGGCCAGCGCCCGACCAGCCAACUCAAUGGAGAAAACUGGACCGAUGCAGAAGACCAUCUGUCGCCCACAACAGUUCAAAACCACCCUUUCAAUGUUGUAGAGCCUCGACCACAGCAGAAUUUUGUAGAAAAAGAAAAAUCCGGCUCACAGAGUACUACGAGAAUGUCGAAAAACUCAAAGGGCGACAGGAACGAGGGCAAACGAGAAUUGACAUUUGACGAGCGACUACAUAAAGCUCGCAUGCAGAAAAGUCGAGUUGAAAACGAGGGUGUCAAUGGCGCGACAAGCCCGACAGCAACUACCGUAGCGGCCCCAUCGUCCAAUGUUGCAAAUUCGUCAACCUCUGCCUUAACACCUCGCUCAAAUGGUCAGAAAAAAGAGACUAGUGGAAGUGUCCGCAAUGAAGGGUCUAAUAAUAAUAGUCAAAAUCGUAAUACAAAGUAUCGUGGAGCAGUUGGCAACAAUCAGCACAUGUAUAAUGGAAAUGAAGGUCAUAGUGGGGCACAUGAGCAGCCGCAACAACAACAGCAACAACGAUAUGUGAACUAUGGAAAUGCAACCGGAGAACGGGAAAGACAACCAAGACGGGAUAACAAUUACAGCAAAAAUCGAUACGAAAACAACUACCAUAACAAUUCAUCCAACAAUCAAAGGUCGCCGUAUCAGGCACAAAACCAACAAAAUCAACCAACUCAACAAAAUCAGCAUCCACCACGGGAAGGAGCCCCUGAAAAUUACCGACAGCAAAGUUACCGAGGCAACAGAGGUGGCCGAGGUGCAUAUCGAGGCGGAGGCUAUCAUCAGCCACAUCAACAAAAUCUACAGAAUCCACUACCACAGCAACAGCCUCUGAACCAAUAUCCACCUGCCCCGCAAAUAAUGGGCCCUCAGAUGGUUGCAACAAUGAACGCGUUUCAAAAUGCUAAUAUAGGAACUUUGCCACCAGGUGUUCAACGAAUACCAUUAUUACCUGGACCAUUUGGAAUGCCACGUCAAGUUCAUCAGGAUAUCAAGUUCCAGAACACGUGGCUGGAUGCCACAAGUUGCCCAUUGCCGCUGGCGGCCGUGAUGAGUAUUGAUACCAGAUUCGGAAGAGGUGGCAUGCGUGGUAGAGGCCGUGGAGUUAAUUACACGUACCGCGGAGCUUACCGAGGUGGAUACACUGGUGGGUAUGCUGCACCUCCUCGGUAUAUUGGUCGGCCAGUCGAAACGCCUGCGACACCAAAAGAAUCGGAGCAAAGUAGUUCAACGGAAGUAGACGAUAUGGCUAAGAAGGAUGACGAAGAAAGUGUUCAAGAUACUGCAAGUGCAACCGAAAGCACAGUAGAGACACCAGCUGAUCAAGGCAAGACUCAGGAGCAGAAUAAAGAUUCUGAUUCGCAAAACGGCAAGCAGGAACCGGUCGCAGAAAAAGCUAAUGAAGAAAUAAUUGAAAUUCUACCAGCAAAUACCAAAGUACAAAGUCCUGAUGCAGCUGCAGAAAAAGAAAAAGUUGAAUCGACGUGAAGCUUGUCAUCUGUUUUUUAUGUUCUUAUUUGAAAGUUAUUUGAAAAUUUAGAACAUAUUUUCUGUUCAUUUGUAUGAAUUUUUCUUCUUUUUUUUUUGGAACAAAAAUCUGUUUAUCAAUAAGCUGAAACAAAAUUGAUU
Messenger RNA from Caenorhabditis elegans, 2389 nucleotides. RefSeq names its product PCI domain-containing protein (gene pqn-39). Bases 47 to 2248 code for a protein of 733 amino acids. Lineage: Eukaryota; Metazoa; Nematoda; Chromadorea; Rhabditida; Rhabditidae. The record is from RefSeq and is marked reviewed. The transcript is spliced from 8 exons.